CGCUGUUCCUGCUCGUGCCCUCGCGCCAGGAGGGGUACAUCUCAGACGACCACGACGUGUUCGCUGCUGAAAUCAAAGUUGGUUUCACUUUGGAAAAGCCAGUGUCAUUCCUUACUUCUCACAUAGACAAACUAGGGAAUGCCAUAUUUGAAGAGAUUGGUGUACCUAAUAGCAAGGUAUCAUCGUUUCAAUGCACCCAUUAGCUUUUAAAUACUCCACACAUGUUGUUUUUGGUGUUCUUCCUUAUCCAAAAGAUGCUUCAAUAAGUUUGCCAGCUCUAAGUGUGUUGAGAUCAUCCUUAAUAGAGAUGAUUCUCCAGCAAGUGAACCUAUCCUUGACACCACUUUUUGGGCAUCCAUGUUGUUUCGAGCUGUUGAGAUUUCCUGGAGGAGUUACAGUCAUUCCUGCAGUGUCUGGUUUUACAUGGGCAAACACAGACCCCCUAUUCGACUUUGUGUUGAACAACUCCAUUUUAUCAGAUUUUGGGUAAUCUUACAGAGCUCAAGGAUCAGCUGAAACUUGGAUUGAACUUAAGGUCAUAUGAGGUAUUAAUGGUUUUGUUUCUUCU
Messenger RNA from Zea mays, 568 nucleotides. RefSeq lists its product as uncharacterized. The transcript is spliced from 3 exons. NCBI's taxonomy places the organism in Eukaryota, Viridiplantae, Streptophyta, Magnoliopsida, Poales, Poaceae. The coding region runs from base 191 to 490 and encodes 99 amino acids. The record is from RefSeq and is marked predicted.